AAUUGGUUGGUGAAGGAAAACGCGCCUGUUAGAAAAUGCUAAAUACAUGAGCUAAGAAUGAAGUAGAAACUCAUUUGCACCACUCCUAAUGGCCUUAUCCUCACUAUCCCCUCCGAAGCAUGUUGCUACUCAGUCCACAUAUUCCAUUCCAAAACUUUACUACUCUCAUUCCACUACGUUGUCUUUCCCUGCUAUCCAAAAUCCUCAUAAUAUCACCACUUCUCCUCUAAAUCAAAAAUGGCGGACACAUGUUUCUUUCUUCCCUGCUUUUUUCAACAAGACCAAAGACGCUACACCCAUUAAACAAGAGCUUCUUGAGGCCAUUGCACCUCUUGAUCGUGGUGCUGAAGCCAGUCCUGAAGACCAGGAAAUAAUUGAUCAGAUCGCUGGCAAACUUGAAGUUUGUAAUCCAACAAAGGAGCCCCUCAAGUCAAGUCUUCUGAAUGGAAAAUGGGAACUUAUAUACACUACAUCGAAGUCAAUUUUACAGACUCAGAGACCCAAGAUAUUGAGAUCUAGAGUAAACUACCAAGCAAUAAAUGUAGAUACACUUCGGGCUCAGAAUAUGGAAGGAUGGCCGUUCUUCAACCAGGUUACUGCAGAUUUGACCCCUCUGAAUUCAAGAAAGGUGGCAGUGAAGUUUGAUUAUUUCAAAAUUGCUGGGCUAAUACCUAUUAAAGCUCCUGGAAGAGCUCAAGGUGAGCUUGAAAUGACUUACUUGGAUGAAGAAUUGAGGGUAUCAAGAGGUGAUCUUGGCAACUUAUUCAUUUUGAAAAUGGUUGAUCCUUCUUACAAGGUCCCUACUUGAGCUUGUAUCAACUUUUUCUCCUCUGGGAAGAGUUAUUUAUUAGUGUCACAUCUUAUAUAUAUCAUGCUAAGUUUGUGCAGAUUAUUCGAAAGUUUUUUCUCCACUUCAAAUCUAUACAAAGUUUUAUCAAAGUGAGUAAUUUCAAACUUGUAUACAUGCAAAUUUAUCACAGUUUCUUGUCAUAAUCUGCCGGAGUUAGGCUUGUGUACGACAGUACAUUUAUCUUCUCUUCAUGUACUUAAAAGUUUUUUGUGUGAGCACUUAUAUUUUUAUCCUACUUUGUUGACUUGUAUUGGU
This is a messenger RNA of Lycium ferocissimum, 1105 nucleotides long. Its product is annotated as probable plastid-lipid-associated protein 4, chloroplastic. The record is from RefSeq and is a predicted model, not a curated record. Lineage: Eukaryota; Viridiplantae; Streptophyta; Magnoliopsida; Solanales; Solanaceae. The transcript has 6 exons. The coding region runs from base 89 to 808 and encodes 239 amino acids.